Molecule: messenger RNA, 4800 nt
Organism: Lotus japonicus
Lineage: Eukaryota; Viridiplantae; Streptophyta; Magnoliopsida; Fabales; Fabaceae
Product: disease resistance protein RPV1-like
Exons: 5
Coding region: 326-4627 (1433 amino acids)
Biological process (GO): signal transduction; defense response
Molecular function (GO): protein binding; ADP binding
Source: RefSeq, a predicted model, not a curated record
AAAGUGAAAAGUAGGGUGUUGGAAUGAAAAAACCAUUGCAGGUAGUCUUAUGUAACUAUACACUAACCCCUACUAAAUGCAUUCCAACUAAUAUUCAUUUUUAAACGUAGGGAGCAAACACAGACAGCAUUACUCAUUGACUCCAAAGCCAUUAAUGCUUCUUCUUCUUCUUCUUUGUUCAGACGUGUGCAUGUGCAGAUCAGAGCAGUGCAGGAUCCACCGACAAGCAAGAACCUCAAGUUAAAAGUCAAGAGCGCAAAGACAAGAUUCUCCAUUGCCCACCACAUCAAAAACACCAACCAUUCAUCAACAAAGAAGCAUUGCAAUGACGCCGGAAACUGACGCCACGUCAUCGUCGAAGCCGCCGCCGCCGCCAGCUUCUUUCAGGUUCAAGUGGGACGUGUUCCUGAGCUUCAGGGGCACUGACACGCGCCACACCUUCACGAAUGACCUCUACAACGCGCUCCACGCCCGCGGUGUUCGUGUCUUCCGCGACGACGACGGGUUGGGCCGCGGCGACGAGAUAAACGCGAGCCUUCUGGAGGCCAUUGAUGACUCUGCGGCUUCUGUCAUCGUUCUCUCGGAGGACUAUGCCUCCUCUCGGUGGUGCCUGGAGGAGUUGGCCAAGAUUUGCGACUGUGGGAGGUUAAUCCUGCCCGUUUUCUACCGGGUUGACCCGUCGGAUGUCCGAAAACAAAAGGGUCCCUUUGAAGAGUCUUUCAUGUCCCAUGCAGUGAGGUUUGAGGCAGAGCCAGAGAAGGUUCAGCUCUGGAGGGAUGCUAUGGCAAAAGUGGGUGGAAUCGCUGGUUGGGUUUGCCAUGAAAACAGUGACAGUGAUAAGCUGAUUCGAGUUUUGGUGGAAACAGUUAUGAAGCAGAUGAAGAACACUCCACUGAGUGUGGCUCAGUACACAGUGGGGGUUGAUGAUAAAGUGGAAGAGUUAAAAAAGUUGCUUGAUGUGAAAAUCAAUGAUGUGAGGGUUCUGGGGUUGUAUGGGAUGGGUGGUAUUGGUAAGACAACUCUGGCCAAGAGCCUCUUCAACAACCUUGUAGUUCAUUUUGAACGUCGCAGCUUCAUUUCAAAUGUCAGAUCAGAAGUUAAUUCAAGACAUGGCGAUGAUGGUGGUUUGGUUUCUCUUCAAAACAGAGUUCUUGGUGAUCUUUCCUCUGGUGGAACAGGGGAUCCCUUCAAUGAUGUUAAUGGUGGUGUUUCUGCUAUCAAAAGAGCAUUAAAUGGAAGCAAAGUUCUGCUAAUCUUGGAUGAUGUUGAUGAGGUAAAGCAGCUUGAUUUCUUGAUGGGUAAUAGGGAAUGGUUUCAUAAUGGAAGCCGUAUUGUGAUAACCACAAGGGAUAGACAAGUUUUACCUGAAAGUUAUGUUGAUAUGUUCUAUGAGGUGAGGGAAUUGGAAUUCUCUCCAGCAAUGGAAUUAUUCUGUCACCAUGCAAUGGGAAGAAAGGAGCCAGGAAAGGAUUUUUCGAAUCUGUCAAAACAGAUUGUAGAAAUAACUGGAGGAUUGCCCUUGUCUUUGGAAGUUAUUGGCUCUCUUCUAUCUGAUAAGAAGAACAACAAGGAGUGGGAAUAUGCGGUGGAGAAGCUGAAACAGGAUCCUCAUCCAGGUGUUCAGGAUGUGUUGAAGAUCAGUUAUGAUGCAUUGGAUAAACAAGAGCAGUGCAUUUUCCUUGACAUUGCUUGUUUGUUUGUGCAAAUGGAAAUGGAAAGAGAUGAUAUGGUUGAUAUAUUGAAUGGGUGCAAUUUCAAUGGAGGGAUAGCAAUGUCAGUCCUUGCUGCAAAAUGUUUGAUCAAAAUCACUACACGUAAUGUGGUGUGGAUGCAUGAUCAAGUUAGAGACAUGGGAAGACAAAUUGUUCAGAAUGAAAGCCUUACAGAUUAUGGUCUGCGUAGCAGGCUAUGGGAUCGAGAUCAGAUAUUGACUGUUUUGAUGAGUAAGAAGGGAACAAGAAGUAUUCAAGGGAUCGUCCUAGAUUGUGUGAAGAGAAACCAUUUACCUAGAGAUCGGUCUGCGGCUGAAAUUACAUGGGAUCACUUUCAUCAAAAGCCCAGUUUUAAAUCUGCAUCAGCAUUUAUCAAAGAGAAGUGUAAAAAGUAUAUGCAGGACAGAGAAGAGAAAGCAAAAGAGGUUGUCCUUCAGACAGACCACUUUCAACCAAUGGUUUCCCUAAGAUUGCUUCAAAUUAAUUAUUCAAGAUUGGAAGGACAAUUUAGAUGUCUGCCUCCAGGACUAAAGUGGUUGCAGUGGAAACAAUGUCCAUUAAGGAAUUUUCCUUCAGGUUAUAAUCCUUUGGAGCUUGCUGUGAUUGACCUCUCAGAAAGUAAAAUUGAAACAUUGUGGGGCAGGCGCAGUAACAAGGUGGCUAAGAACUUGAUGAUUUUAAAGCUCUCAAAAUGCCACAAAUUAGCUGUAAUUCCGGAUUUAGCUGAUUAUCUAUGUCUGAGGAAAAUUGUUUUGGAGGAAUGCUCUCAUUUAACUAGGAUUCAUGAAUCACUUGGAAAUCUAAGUACCUUGGUUCACUUGAACUUUCAUCAGUGCAAUAACCUUAUCGAAUUACCUGCUGAUGUCUCCGGGCUGAAACAUCUCGAGGACCUUAUCCUUUCUGGCUGCAGGAAAUUGAAAGCAUUGCCGAUAAGCAUAAGCUGCAUGGUUUCCUUAAGGCAACUUGUUCUUGAUGAAACUGCUAUAACUGAGCUACCUGAAUCCAUCUUCCACCUGACAAAACUUAAAAAGUUGAGUGCAAAUUCAUGUCAAUUGAAGAGGUUACCUUCCUGCAUUGGGAAACUGUGCUCACUGGAGGAAUUGUCUCUCAACCACAAUAAAGCAUUGGCUGAAUUGCCUGAUUCUGUUGGUUGUUUGGAGAAUCUUGAGCUGCUUAGUUUGGUGGGGUGCAAGUCACUCUCUGUGAUUCCUAACUCUGUUGAGAAACUAAUUUUAUUGAAAAGGUUACAUCUUAAUGUCAGUGGAAUUGAAGAGUUGCCUGAUUCUAUUGGUUCUUUAUCAUAUUUAAGGGAACUCUCUGUUGGAGGCUGUAUUUCUCUUCACAAGUUGCCUGUGUCAAUAGAAGCUUUAGUUUGUAUUGCUGAGCUUCGGUUAGAUGGGACACCAAUUACCAAUUUGCCAGACCAAAUUAUGGGCAUGAAAAUGCUUAAAAAGCUUGACAUGGGAAAUUGUAAGCACCUAACAUGUCUACCACCAUCAAUCGGCCUCCUAUCAGCUCUCACAACUUUGGACAUGUACAACACUAACAUCACUGAAUUGCCAGAGUCAAUAGGAAUGUUGGAAAACCUUACCCGGUUGAGAUUAGACAUGUGUAGACAGCUCCAUAGGCUUCCAAAUUCCAUGGGAGGAUUGAAAUCUUUGCAAUGGUUAAUGAUGAAAGGAACAGCAGUUACUCAUCUACCUGAUAGCUUUGGAAUGCUUUCAAGCCUGGUAGAACUACAAAUGGAAAGAAGGCCUUAUCUAAACAACAUGCCUACAACAGACAUAAUUGCUAACGAGCAGGAGGAACCUAAUUCAGAGUCAAUCUUAACCUCUUUCUGCAACCUCACUAUGCUGGAACACCUAAAUUUUCAUGGAUGGAGAAUAAUUGGAAAAAUUCCAGACGAUUUUGAAAAGAUAUCUUCACUGGAAACUUUAAGUUUAGGCCACAACAAUAUUUGCAAGCUUCCAGCAAGCAUGACAGGCCUCUCCUAUCUCAAAAAGCUUUAUUUGGAAGAUUGCAGGGAGCUCAUGUUUCUGCCUCCUCUUCCCUCUAGCUUGGAGGAGCUUAACAUUGCAAACUGCACAGCAGUAGAGUACAUAUCUGAUAUUUCAAACUUGGACAGGUUAGAGGAGUUCAACCUCACAAAUUGUGAAAAAGUGAAGGAUAUUCCAGGUCUUGAACACUUGAAGUCCUUAAGAAGGUUGUACAUGAGUGGUUGCAUUGGAUGUUCCCUUGCUGUGAAGAGAAGAUUUUCCAAGGUUCUACUUAAAAAAUUAGAGAUUUUGAUUAUGCCUGGAAGCAGAGUUCCAGACUGGUUCUCAGGGGAAUCAGUUGUGUUUUCAAAGCAAAGAAACCGUGAGCUUAAAGGUAUUAUUUGUGCUGGUGUGCUUUCUUUCAACAAAAUACCAGAAGACCAAAGAGAUAAACUGCAGUUAGUGGAUGUUCAAGGAAAAGUCUUCAAUUUGACUGACAAUGUUUACAGCACAACGUUUCGCCUUCUAGGAGUACCUAGGACAAACGAACACCACAUCUUUUUGCGCAGAUUUGGAGUUCAUACUUCCUUAGUCCAUCAGUUAAAAGAUAAGUAUACCUUACAUUUGACAAAGCGAAACCCGCCUUAUGUUGAGGGGCUGAAGCUGAAAGACUGUGGAGUAAAUUUAGUGUUUGAAGGUGAUGAUGAUUAUGAGGGAGAUGAAGAAUCACUGGAAGAAGGACAAUAUUCUGUUUCACAAAAAUUAGCUAAGUUCUUCAACACUACUGCAGAAGAUAACCCUGAUCCUUGUGCGGAAGAUAACCCUGACCCUUGUGUAGGGGCGGAGGGAUCGGGGUGGCUCACCGGUGCCGCCACGCCCCUCAUCUUUUUUACUUUCAUUUGGAUACUAUGUAUAUUUUUCUUUUGGCCCCUGUGGUAAACUUAAUAUAUAUUAUCAUGUAACCAAUAUUAUAUAACACUAUAUGGCACAGCGGUACGUACAUGAAUAACUUCCUCACUAGUCUUAGGUUUGAAUCCUGUUUACACCACCAUUUAAAUUAUUAUUUUUUGAACUAAAAAGUGAAAAAUGCUCCAAAUAGGAAUUGAACCUCA